ACUUGGAUUCCAAUUUGGCUACUAGGUUGAUGCCAGUCAUCCUUCUUCAGAUGCUCGAAGUGAAAUCUCGCUAUGCUGGCUGUCUAUGUGAAAGAUUGCGUUUGACGUGGUGGUUAUUUCCAGUGGUUUUCGGACUUAAUAACCACGGUUGCCACGUUCGACUAGGAUCGGACCCACAGGUACAAAGAGAUGCAAAUGGACUGCCGGCUGCCGAGUGGCCCUGCACGGGCGCCUCAAACAGCAUUUCGAUUUACUUUACGACCAAAGGCAACGGUGUGGCCUACUCACGGUUUCCGUUCUUCACAAUGGAUGCAGACCUCAUCAAGCUCGUUAACAAGCUUCAAGAUACCUUUGCCAACCUUGGAGGGGAGCUGGAUAUGCCCCAGCUGGCUGUGGUUGGCAGUCAGUCAGCGGGAAAAUCAAGCGUGCUAGAGACGAUCGUUGGCCGUGACUUUCUACCGCGUGGACAAGGCAUCGUAACACGAAGACCUCUCGUUCUGCAACUCAUUCACACCCCCGUACCCGAUCCCUCAUCACCCAAUUCGACAUCGUAUACCGAGUGGGGCCAGUUUCUCCACAUAGACAAACGUUUCACCGACUUUAACGAAAUUCGAAAAGAGAUCGAGCAGGAGACAUACCGAGUGGCCGGUCAAAACAAGGGCAUUAGUAAAUUGCCUAUCCAUCUCAGGAUAUACAGCCCCAACGUGCUUGACUUGACGUUGGUGGACCUGCCGGGUUUGACGAAGAUUCCUGUUGGUGACCAACCAAGCGAUAUCGAGCGACAAAUCCGUUCACUCGUUCUGGACUAUAUCUCAAAACCGAACUGCGUCAUCCUCUCCGUCUCCGCUGCAAAUGUCGACCUCGCCAAUUCAGAAUCGCUGAAGCUCUCUCGUUCAGUAGAUCCGCAAGGUCGAAGAACCAUCGGUGUGCUCACGAAAUUGGAUCUCAUGGAUGCCGGUACGAACGCGUUGGACAUUUUGACGGGACGUGUAUACCCUUUGAAGCUGGGCUUCAUUGGUGUUGUGAACCGGAGUCAGCAGGACAUCAUUAGCGACAAGAGCCUUUCCGACGCGCUGGACGCUGAGGUAGAGUUCUUCAGGUCUCAUGCGGCGUAUAGGAAUAUCGCGCACAAGAAUGGGACGAAGUAUCUCGCGAGGACACUGAACCAGGUCCUUAUGAACCAUAUCCGCGAGAAACUGCCAGACAUGAAGGCGCGUCUGAACACGCUUAUGGGGCAGGCCCAGCAGGAGCUCAACUCCUUUGGCGACGCUGCAGUGUAUGGCGAUGCGAAUCAGGUGUGUUAUGUAUUUGCUCACAUGUUAAACAGUAUGUUCAACCGCGAACAGCAAGGUGCCUUAAUCCUGCGACUCAUGACUCAAUUUGCGCGCGACUUCGUGUCCUCCAUCGAGGGUACAUGUGUCGACAUCUCGACAAAGGAACUCUCAGGCGGCGCGAGAAUCUAUUAUAUCUUCAAUGACGUAUUCGGAAAUGCCCUUGCUUCUAUUGACGCAACACAUAACUUGGACAACCAAGAUAUCCGUACCGCGAUCCGGAAUUCGACGGGACCACGACCCAGUCUUUUUGUGCCGGAGAUUGCAUUCGACCUCCUGGUGAAGCCUCAAAUCAAGCUUCUAGAGGCCCCGAGUGUACGUUGUGUGGAACUGGUGUACGAAGAACUUGUCAAGAUUUGUCACAAUUGCACGAGUUCGGAUCUGCAACGGUUCCCAAGACUGCAUGCUCAACUGGUGGAAACAGUGUCGGAGUUACUGCGAGAGCGUUUGGGACCAACCACCGAGUACACGCAAAGCCUCAUUGAGAUUCAAACUGCGUACAUCAACACGAAUCACCCUGCGUUCAUAUCUGGCACUGCUGCUGCUGCGCAAGCAGCGAACGUCUCUCCUGCGAAGCAGAUCGCACCACCAAGGCCAUCUUCGGUCGAGCCUAUCAAUGGUGCAACUAGUCCGGACGAUGCAGAUGAAUCUUCGGACGAGGUCAAUACAAUUAAUGGCAUACCUAUCACCCGGGACGGGCGCUCCGUCUCCUCUACCGUCCAUGAUCGUUCGCGCUCAGCAGCAGCAGCCAUCAGCUCCUCACAUCGACGUCAAAGCUCUCCGAAGCCCCCUCAUCAUCAUGCGCACGCUCAUCGUCACGGCACAGGGUCAACAGUCAUGCAGCCUGGCUCCUCGCCACACUCGGGUACAGCGAAGGAGACAUUCUUGAACUACUUCUUUGGUCAAAACGGGCCAGGGCCUUUGGGAGCAGGUGCGGGCGUAGUGGAACGUUCGGGUGCGAACGCGGUGGCAACCACCGUGAGCACUACCACUACUAUCACACCUGUCGGACGUGAUCUCUAUGGUAGUGACGCUGCCUUACAGUCUGGUCUCAUGGCGGGAAAGCGAAAUCUGGAGGGAAACAAUGCGGCAUUUGAUAUGAAGAGCCUUGGCAAGCACAUUGAGGCUAUCAGUGUACGUCCUUGCUUUCGUUUUAUCCUUUCGGUUAGUAGGCUUAUGAACGUAAACUAUUCAGGCGUCAGAUGGUGGCCCGCAAUUGACGAUGAGAGAAGAAAUGGAGACCAACCUUAUUCGGAGCCUCAUCGCUUCGUACUUCCACAUCGUGCGCCAGACCAUCCAGGAUCUCGUACCCAAAGCGAUCAUGCAUUUCCUCGUCAACCAUACUUCGCACCAAGUACAGAAUCGUCUCGUGGCGUCCCUCUAUAAGCCUGACCUAUUCGGCGACUUGUUGAAUGAAGACGAGGCGCUGGUUGCAGAGCGUACGAGAGUGAAGGCCUUGCUCGACGCUUACAAGGAUGCGUUUAAGACUCUGUCGGAGGUUACCCUGAAGUCAUCAUAAGCUCGUAUUCCAUUGGACGGCUGUUAUACCGAACUAGAGUUCUGCACAUUCACGACACGUCACGCUCUCGUUAUGUUGUAUGAAGUAUAAUACACCACUCUAUUUGCAUACAUUCACAUCCAUAUCCCCCACCAGUUAGUGAUAAAUCGUGAUAAUCGUGGUAUUGCGUGUAUUCAACCUCUAUGAGAUAUUCGGUACAUUUGGAACUCGACAGC
Somion occarium is the source of this 3065-nucleotide messenger RNA. Lineage: Eukaryota; Fungi; Basidiomycota; Agaricomycetes; Polyporales; Cerrenaceae. The record is from the annotation of a GenBank genome assembly.